Messenger RNA from Pelodiscus sinensis (Chinese soft-shelled turtle), 880 nucleotides. The record is from RefSeq and is a predicted model, not a curated record. Lineage: Eukaryota; Metazoa; Chordata; Testudines; Trionychidae.
CCUUCUCCCUCUCCCCCCCCCGCAGAGCACCCUGAGGGAUGCCCAAGAAGUUCCAGGGCGAGAACACCAAGGCGGCUGCUGCCCGCGCCAGGAAGGCCGAGGCGAAGGCAGCGGCCGAUGCCAAGCGGCAGCAGGAGCUGGAGGAUGCCCUGUGGAAGGAUGAGGACAAACACGUCCUGAGGAAGGAACAUAGGAAGGAAGAGAGGGAGAAGCGCCGGCUGGAGCAGCUGGAGCGCAAGAAGGAGAUGCAGCGUCUGCUGGAGGAGGAAGAUUCCAAGCUGAAAGGAAAGUCGCCUAAACCGCUCCCCCCCGGCAAGAUCACCCGGGCGCAGAUCGAGGAGACCCUCAGGAAAGACCAGCAACAGAAGGAGAACGGCGACGAAGUGGAGAAGCAGAAGAGUCACCUCGAUGUUCCUCUGGAGGAAAACAUCAACCGGCGAGUGCUGGAGGAAGGCACGGUGGAAGCCAGAACCAUUGAAGACGCGAUUGCAGUGCUCAGUGUUGCCGACGACCUGGACCGCCACCCGGAGCGCCGGAUGAAAGCUGCCUUCGCCGCGUUCGAGGAGGUCAGCCUGCCCCGCCUGAAGCAGGAGAACCCCAACAUGCGUCUCUCCCAGCUCAAGCAGCUCCUCAAGAAGGAGUGGAUGAGGUCCCCGGACAACCCAAUGAACCAGAGGCACAUGACCUACAACAGCCAAAAAUAGGACUGGAAGCAGCCUGCCCUCCCAGGACAGGGCUGAGCCCUCGGGCCUCCUUCAAACAAGUAAGAAAAAGACCCCCCCAACCCCCUCCUUGGAGCCGUGCCUCGUCUAUUCCCCUGCCCCCUCCAGCUCUCUGGCUCCCUGUUGUUGGACUGCUGAUUAAACGUGAGGCUUCCUGA